CUGCCAAUGACGCUGGGGCCGCCCCGUCGCCCCGCCCCGUCGCCCCGCCCCGAGGCCCACACCAAGCGUGUCCGCGGCCUGUCCUCCUGGCGGAGGAGCCUGGACUGCGGAAGGAUGGAGCUGGCCGCGGGCAGCUUCUCGGAGGAGCAGUUCCGGGAGUCCUGCACCGAGCUCCAGCAGCCCGCUCUGGCCGGGGCCGACUGGCAGCUGCUGGUGGAGACCUCGGGCAUCAGCAUCUACCGGCUGCUGGACCAGCAGACUAGACUUUAUGAGUAUAAAGUCUUUGGUGUUCUGGAGGAUUGCUCACCAGCUUUACUGGCAGAUGUCUAUAUGGACUUAAACUACAGAAAACAGUGGGACCAGUACGUUAAAGAACUCUAUGAACAAGAAUGCAACGGAGAGACUGUAGUCUACUGGGAAGUGAAGUACCCUUUUCCCAUGUCCAACAGAGAUUAUGUCUACCUCCGACAGCGGCGAGAUCUGGAUGUGGAAGGGCGGAAGAUCCAUGUGAUCCUGGCCCAGAGCACCUCUGUGCCUCAGCUUGGCGAGAGGUCUGGGGUGAUCCGGGUGAAGCAAUACAAGCAGAGCCUGGCAAUUGAGAGUGACGGCAAGAAAGGGAGCAAAGUUUUCAUGUAUUACUUCGAUAACCCGGGUGGCCAAAUUCCGUCCUGGCUCAUUAACUGGGCUGCCAAGAAUGGAGUUCCUAACUUCUUGAAAGACAUGGCAAGAGCCUGUCAGAACUACCUCAAGAAAACCUAAGAAAGAGAAUUGGGAACGUUGCAUCCAUGGGAUGAUGUCUCCGGAGGGGCCAGCACCCACUGCUGCUCAGCCUUCCUCUCAUGUUUCCGUCUUCAGAGGCUUACACACUCUACUAUGUCCUUCCUAAGCAUGUUCGCCUGACAGGCAGCCCACUCGCCUGCGUCCCUUCUCACUGUCCGCAUCCUGGGGUGGGCUGCCUUCUUCUAUAAUUCAAUAUGGGGCAGAUUAGGGAAACCUUUGCUUGCUUACAGUUAGGAAGAGAAGUCUUCAGUAGGGAACACAAUCAUUCCAUUGUGCCAUUUUAUGGGGAUGGGUGGGCAGAGGGACACAAAAAAUAUAAGAAUGACUAUUUGGGAAGGUUGGCUCCUUUGCAGAAUGUGAUUUCUUCCAACUCCGGAGGGGCUGCUGGAAGUGGUGUUCCGUUCAGAGCUGACUUUCAGUGCACCCACACUGGAUGGCAUGUGCCCAUGGCCUUAUGCUUUGUGGAGCUGGUUAGGCUGGGAUUUGAGGUGAUAAUCCAGUAAGUCCUUCCUUGUUCCUACUUGUGGAGGAUCAGUAGCUGUUAUGAUGCCAGACCUUUUGGAGAAGUAUCACAGGCCUGACUGGACACAUAAUGUGACAACCACUUUUUCCUUAUCACCCAUGUCUUUUUUUUCCUCUCUCUCUCUCUUCCAUAUGUCACUGGGGAAAGGCUGCCUAUACCUCUCAAGCUUUGCAUUUUACUGGAAACUGAGGCAUCAAGGUGGCUGUGGCAGCUAGCAAAAGCAAAGAUGCUUUGUGCAUAGCCUUGUGAAAAAGUGUCUUCUAUGUAAUAAGAUGAAUUUUCCUUCUAGAAUAUUUAGAAAUGUAGAAAGGGUAACAGUUCACAGCCAGGUAACAUUUAAUCGGUGGCUUAAUGACUCUGCACCUUUUUCUCAGGAAUUCUGCCUAAGUCGUCUGCCUUUUCUACCACCAGAAAGACUUUUAGUUUUCUAUGUUUUCUCCUGAAUUUUGGUAGGAUAAGAAAUUUUAGAGUCAAAGGCACAGACUUGAUGUCCUCAGGGAAAAAUUUUAAUCACUGUGUGUCAUGACACUGAACCUUGAUUAAUAACAGAGAAAUUCAGGAUUUAAAGCCAUAGAAACGGAUUUAUUAACCUGGGAUACCUCAGACUGUUUUCUCUCUGGGAAGAAAAGCGUGAAUAAAUAAAUACAUAUAUAUAUGAAUAAAUACAGAGUGGUUGUUA
Molecule: messenger RNA, 1982 nt
Organism: Saimiri boliviensis boliviensis (Bolivian squirrel monkey)
Lineage: Eukaryota; Metazoa; Chordata; Mammalia; Primates; Cebidae
Gene: PCTP
Product: phosphatidylcholine transfer protein
Molecular function (GO): phosphatidylcholine binding; phosphatidylcholine intramembrane carrier activity
Source: RefSeq, a predicted model, not a curated record